GAGGAGCAAAUGUAGGGGUGAACAGAGAGUCGAGAGUGCUGCAGCUGGGACUAUUGGCUGCAUAAUGGAUGGAGUGGAGGAGUUGGAGUGAGAGGCUGUGGCGGUGGUCUAGGCUGGCUGUGAUGGGCUUGGCUGGGGUUUGAGCAGGGCUGAGCUUAACCCGGGCCUCGGGGGGGCAUUAACGCAGAGAGCCAUAGAUAUGGAGGCACUCUGCGGACUCAACUGUGGCCCUCUGGCUGAAGCCACGAAGAGAAAGAAAAUAAAGGACAAGAAAGAGAACGAGCCAUCCAUGCAGCCAUCCGUGCCACGACCUCUCGCUGCAUCCUCCCCGUCACGCAGCAAAAGCCAGUGCACUCUGCGUGCACUGGCUGACCACUUAAAUGGAUGCUGGUGAAUAUUUAAUGGCGCAAAACACUGAAUAUUUAUUAUUUAAAGUGGGAUUUUGUUCUAGUGUGAAGCUAAUGUCUGGGUUUUAAGCUUAGGAAAGUGAGGAAAUAACUGGUGAAUAUAAAAAAAAUCAGGCAAAAAAUGCGGAUGAAAAUGCACAGAAAACCAAAUUAUCAGCCAAAGAUUUCUGUCACUGAGCUCUGGAAAAUAGAGGACAAAAAAAAAGCGAGGCUGAGAGAGGAUCAUCUUUGAGUGUUUUGUAGUUGCUGUUUGUUUAUGAGAAAAAAAGAGGAACUAUGUUUUACGUUUGAAUAGGACUCUGCAUGUGUGAAGCUGCUGGGAGUAAAAAGAAAAACUAUCUCAAAAGGCAAAUUGGUGUAAAAACUGAUGUAAUGUGACAUGUAACCUUGUUCCAGGUUCCUCCAUGCAUCGCUAAAAAAGCAGCUCUACACGACUGUUGCCCGCUCAGUAUAACAGAUGUAUUAUCUCACUACAGAAGACAGAUGGUUUGUGCUAAAUUGGCCCUCUCUCCCUCUCUUUCUCUUUUUCUCUUUUUCAAAAAGGGCAUUAGUGUUGUCAUGUAAGGGGGGGGGGAGAAAGAAAGGCAGAUGCUUUCUACUUUGUUGUGUUUCCAUGUCACUGGCAUAAUUAGCAAUGCACAGACCUCUGUUCUGUGGAAUCUGGUGUGUGCGUGUUGUUCCAAGACCGUGUUUGUUUCUGUGUGUGUGCGUGUGGACUCACAGCUGCGCCACUGUGAAAGUCGGUGUGCCAGCCAAGCCAAACCCAGCCAGAGCUGACUGGGACGGGUGAGAGGGUGAGUCUGCCGCACUCCCAUAAUGCUACACCCAGAGCCGCCCCCCUCCUCGCUGUACACAUAUUUGAUGGAAAAACAUGCUGAGCUCCCCGGUGAAGCUGAACCUGAUUGUGUCAUCUGUUCUGUAACAAAAUAAAUCACCCGCAAGGUCAUGCGUGGCAUCCUUACAAACCAGAAGGAUCAUCCAUCUCCACGUGCUGUGUGUAAAAUACUACAUAUAGAUUUACUGCAGUCACUAUAAAUACCCCUGAAGUUUAAAUUUAAGCACGUUAAACGACUGACCCGGUGCAAAUCAGGCCUCCUUAAACAGGUUUGGCAGCCUGCUUUGGAAAAGACAACAUAUGUCAACAUGAGGAAGUGGAAAGCAUCCUACAUGCUUGCCAUCUGUGCAAGAGGCUGCUUUGCUGUAGUCCAUCAAACAUAGACUCGCACACAUGCAUGUGAGCAGUUCCGCUCGCAGACUCCUGCAUAAUUAAUGCCAUCAAAGUUCCAGCUCUCGACACACCCGUCCGGAAAAUUCUACAUCUGUCCCCCUAAAGCGGCGACAAGAAGUCUUCCUGGAACGCCUGUGAAGCUUCUGUAGCUGACCUCUGACCUUUCUGCAGAGACAGCAGACCAUGAGCAGAGGACUUUUUGUCUCCUGUGCACCAAUAAAGAGCCUUGCUAUCCAUUGCCGGGUUCAUGCAGACUCUUCAUAUAUACUGGCCCUGGGCAGUCUGUUCAGUGUUGUGCUGUCAGUUCAAAUCUCCCUAUGACCCACUGCACCAAUUUUCUGCUCUGCAACUAUGACAUUGUCAGCUUUUCAGGGCCCUUGACUUGCAUAUGUGAUAGUAGCUUUUUGUUUAUGUGUGUUAUUUUUUUAAUCAACACCCAAAGUCUGUAAUAUACCGACUACACACUACACAGACUCACCACAAUGAAGUGUAAGAUUAUUUCAGUCAAAAACUUGAUACAACUUAAGGAAGGAAAUCACUGCCAGCCAAAUUGAAAUCAGCUGACUCUUCAAGACACAUCACAACAUUUUUUUUGGGUGUAAUCACCUGGCUUACUUUCCCCUGACAGCUCGAGCACAAAGAAUGCAACACACCUGUCAGUGCAAGGGGGAGGACUCAAGAGAAGGACUAGGUGUGUUGUCACUUGUUUCGGCACAGGCCUCACACACUCAGCGAGAAUCUCUGGAGGAAAGACGGAGCCUGAGGAGAGUCUAUUUAACACAAACCAGCAGUGGAUUUCCAGAGGAUGGGAAGGAAAAAUUGGUGAGAAGAGGAAAAGGAAAGCAGACAGGCAACCAUGACGUGGAGGAGCCCGCUGGCCCUGGUGAGGGAUGCCCUGCGAGGUCAAAGGGCACGGGAGAACGAACUCCGCAGCUUAGAGUCUAAUCUACCUUAUGAAGGAUUAGAGAAGGGAAAGCAACCUAACCGCUACUUCACAUCAAAUGCCAUCAAGACCACAAAAUACAGCCUCCUCUUCUUCAUCCCCAUGAAUCUUUAUGAGCAGUUUCACCGUCUGGCCAACCUCUACUUUGUGGGGCUUGUUAUUCUGAACUUUAUCCCUCAAGUGAAUGCUUUCCAGCCAGAAAUAGCCCUUAUCCCAAUUUGUGUCAUCUUGUCUCUGACCGCUAUGAAGGACGCCUGGGAGGACUUCAGGAGGUACCAGUCUGACAGGAAGCUUAACAACAUGCCGUGCUUCAUCUACAGCAGGAAAGAGAAGCAGUUUGUGGAGAGAUGCUGGAAAGAUGUGCGAGUGGGAGAUUUUGUGAAGGUGGUUUGCAAUGAGAUCAUCCCUGCAGACCUCCUCCUGCUUUACACAUCAGACCCCAACGGUGUGUGUCACAUAGAGACAGCCAACCUGGAUGGAGAGACCAACCUGAAGCAGAGGACAGCUGUGUCUGGAGUCUGCAACACGCAUCCAAAAUUUGAGCCUGAAAGCUUCAAAGGGAUCGUGGUGUGUGAAAAGCCCAACAACAACCUGAAUCAUUUCAAGGGUUACGUAGAGAAACCCGAUAAGCAGAAGGUGGGAGCUGGAAUUGAAAGUCUGCUGCUGCGAGGCUGCACAGUGAGAAACACGGACCAUGCUGUUGGCUUUGUGGUAUAUGCAGGCCAUGAAACCAAGUCCAUGCUCAACAACAGCGGGCCAAGAUACAAGCGCAGCAAACUCGAGCGGAGGCUGAACAUAGACGUCUUCUUCUGCGUCAUUCUCCUCUUCACUAUGUGUCUUAUCGGAGCACUAGGUCACUACUUAUGGCUUAAUGCUAUGCCUGUUGUGCCCCCUUACCUGGUACCCCCCACCAGCGGUCAGCUGGACAGCCCUAGUCUUGCUAGUUUCUACAUGUUCUUCACCAUGAUCAUCCUGCUGCAGAUCCUGAUUCCCAUCUCUCUCUACGUAUCCAUCGAGUUGGUCAAGAUUAGCCAGAUUUUCUUCAUCACUAAUGAUAUUGAUCUGUACGACGAGGAGACUGACAGCCGCAUACAGUGUAAGGCUCUGAACAUCACAGAGGACCUGGGGCAGAUUGAAUACAUCUUCUCAGACAAAACGGGCACCCUGACUGAGAACAAGAUGGUGUUUCGGAGAUGCUCCAUCAUGGGAACCGAGUACCCACACAAAGAGAACGCCAUCCGCCUGGCUGUCCUGGAUGAGCCCGAGGCAGAAGAGGAGGUCCUCUUCAACCAGCAUCCACAACCUCUACCGACUGGUUGGUCCUUGGAUAGUGAAGAAGCCAACGCUGAAGACACACAUGGCCAUGGCAGCCGACGCAGAAGCAAAGUCACAGGAAAUGCCCAGAGCGAUGUGGCCUUCAGCAGCCCACUGGAAACUGAGGUGGUCCCAGAUGGGAAGCUGUUUCAGAAGAUUAGCAGGACAUCAAGCAGCAGCCUCAGCCACAGCCAGAAGACAGAUGCUUACCUGGAUUUUUUUCUGGCCCUCGCCAUUUGCAACACAGUGGUGGUUUCCAUGGCAACAAGUCAGAGAAGGAGGGUGAGUGUGUCUCCACAAGCCAAGCACACAAAUACUCCACUGGAAACUUUGUCCAGACUGAUGAGAAAUGCUGGCAGCAUCUUUAAAUUCUGCAAGCGCAAGCCCAAGAGAAACCGUACCUUCACAGAGGACUCAGAGGAGCAUUUUCAGCCCUCUGGACAAACAGAGGGGGUCCGCACCACCGGGCUCCAGCCGUGUUCGCUUCAUCCUCCAUCCCUGAGCGACAAGCCUGCACUGACCUCAGAUAAUCUGAGAUAUGAGGCAGAGAGUCCAGAUGAGGCUGCCUUGGUCUAUGCUGCCAAAGCAUAUGGCUUCACUCUGCUGUCUCGCACCCCUGACAGUGUUUCAGUGAAACUACCGUCUGGGGAAGUGCUGGAUUUUGAGGUGCUGGACACCUUGACCUUUGACUCCAAUAGGAAGAGAAUGUCUGUGUUGGUGCGACACCCAAUCACCAAAGAGUAUGUGCUGUACACUAAAGGCGCAGAUUUUGCCAUCAUGGAGUUACUUGGUACACCCUAUGCAGAGCACUUCAGUGGCAAUAAGAAAAAUAUAGCAACUGUUACUCAGCGUCACCUCGACUGCUAUGCUAAAGAGGGGCUCCGCACACUGUGCAUCGCAAAGAAGGUUGUGAGUGAAGCAGUGUAUAAACGCUGGUCAGUGGACAGAAAGAAAGCUAUGGCUGCUAUAGAAGACAGAGAGAGGCUCGUCAUGGACACUGCUGUGCAGCUAGAGACAAAUCUUACCCUGCUAGGAGCUACAGGCAUUGAAGACCGUCUGCAGGAGAACGUUCCAGACACCAUCCAGGCACUGCGCGAGGCAGGGAUCAAGGUGUGGGUGCUGACAGGUGACAAGCCAGAGACAGCUGUCAACAUUGGAUAUGCUUGUGGGCUCCUUGAAGACGAAGACCUGGUAAUAAAUAUGGGCUGCAAAGACAAGAUCACGUGUACGAACAUCCUGGACUGCACUCUGGAAGAAGUGAGGAGGUACAACGCUGAUCCUCGUAAUGUGGAUACCACCCUAAACAUGUCUCUGGUGAUUGACGGUCUUACCCUGGACAAGGCUUUGUCGCCAGACCUGCUGGAUCGCUUUGUGGCCCUGGUGAAGCACUGCCGCUCCGUGCUCUGCUGCAGAGUCACGCCGUUACAGAAGAGCCGAGUGGUGAAAGUGAUCCGGGAGAAACUCAAGGUCAUGACACUCGCCGCUGGUGAUGGUGCAAAUGACGUCAAUAUGAUCCAAGCAGCUGACAUUGGCAUUGGGAUAUCUGGACAGGAGGGGAUGCAGGCUGUCAUGGCCAGUGAUUUUGCCAUAUCUCGCUUCAAACACCUGAAAAAACUUCUCUUGGUCCACGGACACUGGUGCUACACUCGACUGGCCAACAUGAUCAUUUAUUUCUUCUAUAAGAAUGUGGCCUACGUAAACCUGCUGUUCUGGUAUCAGUUCUUCUGCGGAUUCUCUGCCACUGCCAUGAUCGACUACUGGCUGAUGAUUUUCUUCAACCUUUUCUUCACCUCUCUGCCACCCAUAAUGUUUGGAAUCAUGGACAAAGAUAUCUCAGCGGAGAUGCUGCUGGGUGUGCCCGAGCUGUACAAGACUGGACAGGGUGAAGGGGAUUACAGGUUUACAACUUUCUGGGUUUCCAUCCUCGAUGCCUUCUAUCAGAGUCUGGUCUGCUUCUUUGUUCCAUAUCUUGUCUACCAGGAUUCAGACAUUGAUAUGUUCACUUUUGGAACACCUUUGAACACAUCUGCUUUAUUUAUCAUCCUGUUGCAUCUGUCAAUAGAGAUUAAAUCCUGGACGGUGGUUCACUGGAUAAUCAUGCUGGGCAGUGUGGCAUUGUACUUCAUCGUGACACUCGCCUACAGCGCCGUCUGUGUAACCUGCAACCCUCCCUCCAACCCAUACUGGAUCCUCCAGAGCCAGAUGGAGGACCCCAUGUUCUACCUUAUCUGCAUCCUCUCCACUGUGGUGGCUCUCCUGCCCAGGUACACUUUUCACGUGCUGCGGAACUCUAUCGCCCUCUCCCCGUUCAUACAAGCUAAGCAUCUGGACCGUAAGGACCCCUCCAUCAGAGAAGAGUGGAUGAAGGAGUUGAGGAGCUACAGGGGCGGCGGGCAGGUCAAACGCUCUAGGCUCUCUACCCCCCCCUCUCCCACCCUGGAGACCCCUGUGGACUUCAUUCCCGAGUCUCUUGCGGUUGCUGAUAUCAUGGGGGAUGAUUUCACACUGAAUGUCAUAAGUAAAAACUAUCAAAAGUCUGCAGGCUCACAGGGAACAUGAAGGGAAAAGGAAUUCUAAGAUGAUUAUUUAUUCAGAAGAUUGUAUAUACAGUGCAUAAGUCUCCUGUAUACAUUAAUGUUUCAUUUUUGAAAUGCAAUCAGGGAGAUACUGCUGCUCUCUAACUGGAGUUUAUUUUGCAAUAAACUACGUGACAAAA
Molecule: messenger RNA, 6608 nt
Organism: Oreochromis niloticus (Nile tilapia)
Lineage: Eukaryota; Metazoa; Chordata; Actinopteri; Cichliformes; Cichlidae
Gene: atp10b
Product: ATPase phospholipid transporting 10B
Exons: 21
Coding region: 2492-6451 (1319 amino acids)
Biological process (GO): phospholipid translocation
Cellular component (GO): plasma membrane
Molecular function (GO): ATP binding; magnesium ion binding; ATP hydrolysis activity
Source: RefSeq, a predicted model, not a curated record